AUGUUAGAAUUUUCGAAAAUCUUUGACCCUCGCCAAUUUCGGAUGACGUCUCCAUCAUAUCUGGAAUUGGAAGAUCCAAUAUAUGUACAGUUUGUGAUAAAUAUAACUGACGACACGUUCAAUUCGAGUCAAGCUUUUGUAACUUCGGCAGAUAUUAACUUAAUAGACAAUGAAACACUGCAAAACCUAUUUAGAGAUUACAAAUCAGGUGGUCAAUUUAACCAACAACUUGUUGAUGUAACGAUGCAGUCAAGCUACCAAAUUUUUUAUCGCCAAAAUCAUUUCAUGUUUUACACUCGAAGUGUGAGAGAGAUAAUUAAACCCAAUAUACUCGACAACAUUGGCUACCCACCGGGAACUAUUUCUGAAUAUCUUUUAACUACGGAAUUCGAAAGUGGGCCAAUAGCUCCAAUUAUAUCACCUAGUUUAUAUGCAACCAUAUUUAUAAGGCCCAGAACUCUUUUGGUCAAAACCGAAACAGAGAAAAGGACGUACACGCUUCUUAACGCACUUGCUUUGCUUGGUGGUGCAUGGAGCGGGGCCAUAGGACUUUAUGUUUUUUUAUUUGGCAGUAAGUCUCUAAAUCCGUGGGGUUGCGUCCAAUCAUACUGUUGCUGUUUUGUUCGAAAAACGCGUUCGCAGCUUCGUGAAUCAUUUCCGACAAUACAGUCUUCAGUAUCACUAAUGACUUCAUCGUUGUCAGACUUACCAACUUCAUCAAACACAUCAUUUCGGGAACCUACAUUAGAGCAACGCCUGGACGCACUGGAGUUGUUACUUAAAGAAUAUGUAAUCGACCAAACAUACUUGGAAAAUGUAAACGGUAACAAAUACUCGAACAGACUUAGUGAGUUGAUAGGAAACUGGGUUUUGGAGGAAAAAAAAUAUUGA
This is a messenger RNA of Paraglomus brasilianum, 891 nucleotides long. The record is from the annotation of a GenBank genome assembly. Lineage: Eukaryota; Fungi; Glomeromycota; Glomeromycetes; Paraglomerales; Paraglomeraceae.